UUUUUUUUUUUUUUUUUUUUUUUUAACCGACCUGGCCUUUGCCCACGAGGAUACUUGCCGACUUAUAUCGUGUCCACCAAUAAUCUCUACCAUCAUCCUAGUUUCUAUUCGGUGAUAGAGACAUAUCAGUCAUUCCGCUGUAGGAAAUACGUGCCACGGCUUGGGUUGCUUAGAAAUAUUCGUCCUUCCAAUCCCCGACUGUGCUUGCACAAGAGACGCCGUAGACCUCCCAUCCGACAUUCAUUCUCCCCGGCACGUAGCUUAAUACUAGUAUCGACCCUCAUUAACAAUGGCUACUCCCGAAGCCCAACGACAAUACGUCCCGUUGACUUGUCACGGCCAUUCGCGCCCCGUUCCACAUAUCAGCUUUUCCCCGUUGGAGAAGGAUGACAUGUAUUGGUUGAUAUCGGCUUGUAAAGACGGUAACCCCAUGCUUCGAGAUGGUCAAACUGGCGACUGGAUCGGUACAUUCAUAGGCCAUAAAGGUGCAGUUUGGCAGGCCAGGCUCAGCCCCGACGCAUCGACUGCUGCUACGGCAUCUGCAGAUUUCACCGCGAAGAUAUGGGAUACCCAUACCGGCGAGCUCUUAUUCACCCUCCAACACGAUCAUAUCGUACGCGCAGUUGCUUACCCGCCGGAUAAUUCCGACCUCGUCGCUACUGGUGGUAUGGAAAAGAAGCUUCGCAUUUUCGACUUGACCGAGAUGAAGCCUAAGUCCGCGCCUGAAGCUGCCGCAAACGGUAGCAGUGCUGACGCUGCCGUUGUAUCGUCUACUAUUCAAGCCUCUUCAGCCUUCGAGAUCGGGGCUGGCAUCCAUACUGGUUCGAUUAAGUUCAUUGUCUGGACUAAGGAUCCCAAUAUCUUGAUUACGGCAUCCGACAACACUCUACGUUGGUUCGACUUGCCUACUCGGAGUGUUGUGAAGCAGGAAGUCUUGGACGGAGAAAUUGGGUCCUGCGAAUUCUCUGCGUUGGCCCCCGAAUACAGCUCCAAGACGGAUAUUGGUGAAGGACUGCCGGUCCUGGCAGUAGCUGCCGGCAAGUCUAUAUACUUCUGGGGCGGCUUUCGCGCCAUGGACGAGUUGAAGCGUUCGAAGAUGAAUUACAAGGUGGCUAGCGUUGCUGUGGACCCCAAGGGUAGGAGGAUUGUGGUUGGUGAAGAUAUUCCAGCUACUUGGGCGAGAGUUUACCGAUGGGACGAUGAUGCUGAGAUAGAUAUCCAUAAAGGUCAUCAUGGACCCGUCUGGUCUGUUGCCUUUUCACCGGAUGGGAAGCUGUACGCCACCGGCUCCGAGGACGGAACUAUCAAGAUGUGGAAGAAUUGCGAGGGAUUCUAUGGCCUUUGGCGUGGAGGUGCUAAUGUAGCAACCGAACGAAGUGCCGAAUAGUAUGGUGCACCUCAUCGACGAACUUCAACCAAUUCUAGCCGAAAUAGUACGGAUAUAUCGACGGAUUCCUCUAGAGGUACACUGUGAGCGGCAUAGCCCGACACAUUAGAGAAAAUACCGUCCAACCGAACAAUUGGGCACAAUGCCCCAAGGGGCUUAUGAGUACAAAAGCAUGCAUCAAAUAAGGGGUAUCUUUAGGGGUCUUGGACCACGAAUAGAUGAGUUACCCGGGUCAUGUCCACUAAUUAAUUACCUUAUACUUAUGAGGUGUAUGAGGAUGACAUUCAAGCAGAGAACCGUUGUAUCAUAUUCCCUAGAAAGAGGUAUAGAUGUGAAAAUAGAACCAGAGCAGUCUACGAGUAUAUACUCAUAAUAAUGCAAUGCGGGGUUUUUUUUCCAUGUCUCCGGCGGCCUUACGACUGUGAUGAGUAGGCGAUAACUGUGACUACGAUACCAUUCGAUUUGUCGCCAUACAAUUUGAGCUUUAUCCCUUCCAGAUGGCUGCGACAUGAUGUUAAAUAAUGCUUAGGUAAAUAUGCG
Molecule: messenger RNA, 1927 nt
Organism: Hypoxylon trugodes
Lineage: Eukaryota; Fungi; Ascomycota; Sordariomycetes; Xylariales; Hypoxylaceae
Product: WD40 repeat-like protein
Exons: 4
Coding region: 290-1387 (365 amino acids)
Biological process (GO): spliceosomal snRNP assembly
Cellular component (GO): SMN complex
Molecular function (GO): RNA binding; protein binding
Source: RefSeq, a predicted model, not a curated record